Penicillium verhagenii is the source of this 708-nucleotide messenger RNA. RefSeq lists its product as uncharacterized. The record is from RefSeq and is a predicted model, not a curated record. Bases 1 to 708 code for a protein of 235 amino acids. Lineage: Eukaryota; Fungi; Ascomycota; Eurotiomycetes; Eurotiales; Aspergillaceae. Gene Ontology annotation, biological process: carbohydrate metabolic process. The transcript is spliced from 4 exons. Gene Ontology annotation, molecular function: aldehyde-lyase activity.
AUGAUAGUGAAGUACGCUAAAUUCAUUAACAUGGCCCGGGAAAGCAAAUGGCGUUCCACCAAAGCCAGUCUCAACUAUAUCGAGACCGGCACCUGGACCCGACAGGAACACAACGACUUCUCUCACCAAAGCCCAUCCUUCAUCGGACCGGUGUUGAAACUGACACGCAGUGCAGCUCGCGUAUAUCUCCCACCAGACGCAAAUACUUUCUUAUCCAUCCUGCACCACUGUCUGGAGUCGAGGAACUAUAUCAACCCGAUGGUAGGCUCGAAACGGCCGACUUGCGUUGUGCAUCCGAACUCCUUGUCGACUGAAGAAUUUGACCACCUGUUCACUGCUAACAAGUGCAUCCAUUUCAAUUACCAUGAGCAUAGGCACGAGCUGCAGGGGUUGCUUUUUGGACGCCCUCGUCUGGGAUGUGUUUUGAUUGCUGCGUAUAUGGAGGAGGGUUCGACUACCACGCCGUUCGAUACGAUGCUUGUCAAACGUACGUCGCGGUAUUGUGUGGCACAAGCUGCUGAUCAGGGUGCGUCGAAGGUCAACGAGAAGAUCCAGAUCCGUAAUUACGAGUUGCAGGCUGAGCUUGGUCAUGAUAUCGUUGGGUCGAGGAAAUUUAUCAUUGAGAAGCAUGAAGAUCCCGAGGGCUCAUACGACCUUCAAAGAUUCACACAGACAGAUGACGUCGGCAGUGGGAAUUCAACAGAUUAG